Molecule: messenger RNA, 2945 nt
Organism: Bombyx mori (domestic silkworm)
Lineage: Eukaryota; Metazoa; Arthropoda; Insecta; Lepidoptera; Bombycidae
Product: piggyBac transposable element-derived protein 4-like
Exons: 2
Coding region: 366-2336 (656 amino acids)
Source: RefSeq, a predicted model, not a curated record
AACACUUUCGCUGACAGUACGUCGUUAGACGGGAAAUUAACAUAUUGCGGUAUAACAGUACGUCGAAGGACGGGGUACUAACUUUUAUGAGCAUUGGCAGUACGUCGUCGGACGACAACUUCUAAUAGAAGCAAUAUGAAGAAUAGCAUUCACUGUCAUAUUGUAAGCAAUCUCACAUUUCUUACUGUCGUAACAUGAUUGUUUUGUGGGUAGUUUAAUACUGCUGUCUCAGUUGCUCACGCACACACGUAAACAGUUCGCAUAUAAGUACUACGUCCACCGGCGUGAGCGCACGCUAAUUUCUCGAUCAAUCAGUGCGGCCAGUGCCAUUUUGUGAACAACCACGUGUUUACGUCACUCAAACAAUGUCAGCAAAAAGUUCAAAGAAACGUCCAAAAAUACGCUUGUUCGACGAUUUUUCAUCAAAUUCGCCAUCUGAAGCAGAUUUAGAUCCCUUCGAGGAUAAUGACGGUGAUUAUGGUUCUGACACGAACUAUGAACCACAAAAUAUAGAAGAAACUGGUGCAUCCAGUUCAUCAGAGGAAAUAUUUUCUAUAAGACCUCGUCGAAUUAUAUCUGGAGGCCCUGUGGCUUCAUCGGAUUCAAGUAAGUCUGAUAUCUCAAUUAGAAGUUCAGAUUCUGAUCAGGACGAUAGAACUAUCGAAAAUGCUGAACCGAUUUCCGAAUCAGUAGACGACUUACCAUCCCUUCUUAUACCUCAACAUGACAAUGAUAUAGAUUCAGAACCAGUGCAAAAUCGGAUAAGAUCUCCUGUACCAGAGGAGAUACCGUGGUUACAUAGCACAGAAGAAAUACCUGAUUUUGAAUUCGAUGUCGAGUCAUAUGGCAUUCAGUUUGACGUUACCUCUCAGACUAGCAUUGAACAAAUUUUCGAUCACGUGUUUCCAAAAGAGUUACUCGAGUACCUGGUCCAGUGUACUAAUAAUUAUGGUACAGCUUUGUGUCAGUCAAACAAACCGUCAACCCGAUAUUCCCGGUCUCAAAAUUUUCGAAAUACUACGACUGUAGAGAUGAAAAAGUUUCUUGGACUUUCGUUAUUACAUGGACAUAUUCGCACUCCUAAACAACAAAAACUAUUUACUUAUGAUGAUCCACUAUAUUAUCAUCCUGUGUUCUCAUAUACAAUGUCUUCGCGGCGAUAUGAACAGAUACUUCGAUGUAUAUGUUGUUCAGAACUGGAUGCAAAAGGCGCAGAAAAGAUUAACAAAUUUGUUGAUUUGUUGACAUUGAAUUUUAGAAAGAUAUACAAACCUGAUAAAGAGCUUAGUUUAGACGAAUCUUUACUAUUGUAUCGAGGCCGACUUCACUUUCGGCAGUACAUAAAGUCCAAAAAAGCAAGAUAUGGGAUUAAAUUCUAUGUCUUGGCAACGGCUGAUGGUUAUGUUCUUAAUAUAAUAAUGUAUAGCGGAAAAGACGAGAAUACCCAAUUGAGAGGUGUAACGAAGCUUGAACGGUUGGUAAUGCGAUUGAUGAGACCGUUUUUAUUGAAAGGACAUCACCUCUUCAUGGAUAAUUACUACAAUUCGGUCACUCUUUCUCAGAAACUUUUUGAUUUGAAAACCCAUACAAAUGGUACUCUUCGUGUUAAUAGAAAAGAUAAUCCAAAGGAAGUAGUGGACAGAAAAUUAAAAAAAGGUGAUCAUGUUUGGGUAAGAAAAAAUAAAGUGUAUGUUAGCAAAUGGGUUGAUAAGCGACCAGUGAUUAUGUUGACCACUAGAGAACACCCCCGUAUUAUAGAAACAACAAACAGGUUUGGGAAAAUAGUUAAGAAGCCUAUUGAAGUAGCAACAUAUAAUAAAUACAUGUCCGGUGUAGAUAGGUCUGACCAGAUGAUAAGUUACUAUUCUUCGCCGAGGAAAACUAUACGCUGGUACAAAAAAGUACUUUUUCAUCUUUUGGAUACCGCUGUAUGGAAUUCCUAUUACUUAUACAAGAAAUUUGUACUGAAAAACCCAAAAUAUGAGUUAUCUUCAUAUCGGGAGGAGUUAAUAAAAAAAUUAAUAGAUUUGAAAGAAAACUGUAAGGGUAAAGAUUUAGUAUUAGAUUUAAAAAAACACAAUAGCAGAAAACACAAUAACCCCCAAAAGAACAUAUUUGCAGAUCAAGAACGAAAAUUUUGGGGUCAUUGGCCCAAACGCCAACCUGCACCUGAAAAUUCUAAGAAAAAAUACUCAUUUCUGAUGUGUAAAAUGUGUUCCAAGAAUAAGAAGAGGGUCGAAACUAGCUACAGGUGCAUUGGUUGUCCAGGACUUCCUCCAUUAUGUCCUGAAUGUUUCCAGGAUUAUCACCAAAUCCUUGAACAGCAAGAACAAUAAAUCGUAGUCUGACUCUUCAAAACCUUAUUUUGCAGAUUUACUUUAAUUUUUUGAGACUUUAUACGUUCCUAUUUUUAUAAUUAUUUACUAGGGUAUGUUGACCUAUUUUUUUGUUACUUUGGUACUUAUAUGUUUAAUAUUGUUUUCUUUUAUUGAGUUAAUUAUAUUAGGGCUUUUUAUUGUUUGUUAGUAGCGUUGCCGUAGUGUCGAAACUUUGUAUAUUAUUUAUUAUGUACAAAGAUUGUUAUAGAAGAUCCUAAUUUAUAACUUCCGAUAGCGUAUUAAAAUAUUAUAAUUUAUAAUAAUUUAAGCGUUUAACAUAAUAAUAUGAUAUAAUCAUUUGAAUGUUCCUAAUUACAAUACCAAAUAAUUUGUAAUUAUUGUGUAAGAAAUAUAUACCUAUAUAUAAUAUGUAUCUAUUACGUGUAUUUGAAUAAGAUUCAGACUAUAUCUGUUUUUCAUCGUACAGAUAUUGAAAAAUACCAUACCAUUUGAUGUUAUAAUAAUUAAUAUAUUUUUUUGUUUUUUGUUGGGAAAUUUCGAUUAUUUUAUAAGUCACAAAUUAUUGUAGGAGGUUUAAUAUUUGAAAAUAUUUGAUUAUUUUACAAA